Molecule: messenger RNA, 2778 nt
Organism: Dicentrarchus labrax (European seabass)
Lineage: Eukaryota; Metazoa; Chordata; Actinopteri; Moronidae
Exons: 8
Coding region: 119-1666 (515 amino acids)
Source: RefSeq, a predicted model, not a curated record
UUCAUGUGACGUCACGUGUCUCGUGGAGCCUCAACAGUUUCACUUUCAUUUAUCAGGAAGAAGCAGCGUUCAGAGCCGAAAGCCAGCUGAAGGUUUUCUUAAAGGAAGAAGACUCAAAAUGUCAGCCAGUGACACAGAGGAGCCCAUGGACAUUGACAGUUGGCAGGAUUAUCCAACAUCUGACGAUACAUCUGCUGAGGGACCUGAAAACAAGCCUGUGGAUACUACAUCCUCUGAAAAAGUGACUGUGCCAGAACCCAGUGAAGAUGACAUCACUAAGUCCUUAGAUGAAUGUCAGGAACCCCUAACAAAUACCUACACUUCUGCUGGAGAGUCUUCUGGGUCAUCAGUGAACCUUGGCCGCAUGAAGGUUUGUUCUGAGCAGCCUUCAACAUCUCAUGAUACGUGUGCUGGGAACAUAAACGAAGUUCAAGUCACCCUCUCAGUCAAGUGGCCAGAGGGUAUUAAACUGCAGAAACGUAAAGUAGAACUCCAAAAAGUUCUUCAGACUUGGGCCAACAGAACCAAAUGUGAUCGAGACUACACAGUUUUAAAUGUCUUAGAGGAUGGGAGAGCUGUGAUAAAGAUUAAACCUGCUCCAGCCUUGAUUGAGCUUCAGAAACUAAGUGGACAAACACUGACCAGGAAAAAAGAGGAGACAGUCACAAUAAUGUCUGUUAGUCUGACACUACCAGAGCUGGAAACGCAAAUACCAGACAAUGCUUCAAUGACUCUUCCUCCUUCAGCUGUGUCAAAGCCACAACAUGAGCAAAUGCAACUGGUGGAACGAAGUAGUUCCAGCAGUUCAGCAGCAGUUUCUGCAGCAGGAGAGGAGACAUCUCCUUUAUCUAUUCCAGUGGGUCAUUUCUGGUUUGUGAACCACAUCUACAAGGAAGAAAUUAAACGUAUCGAGAAAGAGAAUGGAGUUCAAAUCAAGGCAGAGGUCAAUGUGACAUUUGAAGCAAACCAGAAAGAUGGAGGCCAACCAAAAGCUCACUCUGACUUCAUUACUCUUGUCCAGAAGUGUUUAGGUGAAUCUGAAGGCUCAGUUAUUCCUCUCAAGUACAUAGAUCCAGAAGAGUUUAAGGACACACUGAAAACCAUCCAGAGACCUGAGAACAAACUCUUGCUUACUGUAUCCUCUGAAGAAAUGAACGUAUGUGGGCCAAGACAAAGUCAAGAUGUCAUCUGUAAGUCCUUAAAUGUAGCACAGAAAACCUUAAAUGCCUACACUUUGGCUGGAGAGUCUUCUGGGGCGUCUCAAGAAACACCAAUGAACAUUGGCAGGAGCAUCAAAGACCCUCUCGUUGAUGCUGGGUUAACCAUAGAGGAGAACUACUGGAAGCUGAUGACUACUUUGUUCAAUGAGGAUGUGUCUAAGAUCAAAGCUAAGUUUGGUGUGGACUUUAAGGAAUCUGGCAUCAGUCAAGGAAAAGUCAAAGUCAAAGCUCACUAUAAAAGAUCUGGAGGAAACGCAGCAAUGGAGAGCCAUGCUGUCAGAGCUCUUCUUCAUCUGUACCAGAAGAUUGCCACAUCAUCCAUGAACUUCAUCCAACACCAUGGUGCCACCGGGUUCAGUGGCUCUCUGUCUCGGUCAGAGGCCUCCAGUGGACCUGUGUUGAAUAGACAAUCAGGAUACACCACGCGCAACACUGUACAACACUGAAGCACCCCAAAACCUCAACGUCAGAAGGACCAGAGCGGUAGAGUAGUCAAAUCUCUACGCUCUUUUCAAGAUAUAUUUCUUUUGAUGCCGAGUCUACUUCAAUGUUAUACAUUAACCCUUGUACAUACUUUGGUUCCACAGUUUUGGGUAUCCUGACCCUGGCUACCUGAGAAAAAUAAGAGAGUAGCUUAAGGCAACAUAAAAGUCACAUGAACUCUAAUAUGACUGUUCACACUGAGGUUGUAUUGCAUAAAAUCAGACCUGUAUCUGAUUUGGACCACAUUUGAAAGUGGCCCAAAUCAGAAUUGAAAAGAUUAGAUUCUGUGUGGUUUUUGCCAUUCACACUGUCAUGAGAAAAUCAGAUCUGAGCCACAUAUGAGCAAAAAAUCCAGAUUCUGGCCACUUUAGCCUGGAGUGUGAACGUAGCCUUUAAUAAAAAGUGGCUGAGAUUACUUGUUGUCAUACAAAAACAUUAAGAUGAUUAUGAAUGCAGCCAAUUGUAUGAUGUCUCUCUUCUUCUAUUGCAAUGUUUCAUAUUAUCACUAAUAGUUGCUUUGAGGUGCACCAGAUAGCAUUUACAUCUCAAGAGUUUAUGGUUUGGCAACAUAUACGGUAUUAUUUACGGUAUAACCUUUUUUGAGUAAAGAUUUUCUCAUUGUUUAGUUGAUUUAUAGUUUUUCCAUGUAUAAUGGUAUAAGAAUGACAUUUGCAUCCAUGCGUUCAAAUUCAUGUCUACAGUAAACAUGAUCUGAUUUACAGUUUGCAGAAUAAAUGGUUUGUUAUAAAAUAAAUUGUUGUGGAAUUGUUUUUCACUCAGGUAAACCUAGGUGUGUUUUAGUUUCAACUCAACUGUUGGUAUGAUAAACUGUACAAUACUUCAAAGAGGGUUUACCAGAUUCAAAGUGGGACUGACUUUCAGUAAUUUUUUCUGCAUCGUGUCUAUUUUUUCUAAUUUAAUUCUCAUCUACAUGCAUAUAGUCUAAUAAUGGUCACAUUUCUUGUUGCUGCGGCUGAUAAAUACAUGCACAGUGAUGUUGAUUGAACAUGUAAUGAACACUUUCAGAAGAUGUAUUUUCUGUAAAAAAAAAAAAUUCUACUUGAUUUGAACUUGA